Molecule: messenger RNA, 2105 nt
Organism: Vitrella brassicaformis
Lineage: Eukaryota; Vitrellaceae
Source: the annotation of a GenBank genome assembly
CCGUCACGCACUGAAAUUUCAGAGGCAGUGACGGGGCUACACAGCUGCACGGAAAUCUAUCGUCUUCUCUGGCGACACCGACAGCAGCGGCAUGGUCAACCAAAGAGAAAAGGCCUUGCGGAAGGGGGCGUGAAGUCCGCCCCAUUGCAAACGCCUUUACUAAGUCUGGUGAUCUGGUGAAUGAAGACUCUGAGGGAAAGGCCAAAAGAGGAGUUUUGUUUUCGUCUCCACGCCGUCUCCCCACAGUCAUUCCCCCAUGCCAGCCUUCGUCAACCCAGCUGUGUUCGUGCCACGGCGCGACUACCCAAGCGGCACCACCCCUCCCCUCAAGCUCCCCCUCAUCAGCUCAACCGUCCCCCUGCCGGAAACGCACUCAUUCGCGAAGACCCCAAGACAGGCCAUCACCACCAGCCAAAGGGCCACACAGGAGCCCGCGACGCACAGCCCCGUCCUCGCUCAGCAGGCCGACAUCGCCUGCAAAUACCCGACGGGCUCGCGAGUGGUUUUUGGCAAGGCCAUUCGGCGGGACGGCCGUGUGGGGAUGGGCAGGGAGGGGCAAUGUUGGCCUGGGCCGGGGGAGUACGACAUGAAUAUAACGCCACUGGUGUCGCCGCGGGCGGUAAUUCGGUUUGGCCGGUCGUGCCGGUUUGAAUGGGAGGAGGGGCAAGGGCGGGAAGGAAGUCAACACGGCGAGAGGAGGCAGCAGCGUCCCGAGCCUUUGUCGUAUGACCCGCUCACUGCAUGGGCACGAGUGUGCGCACCGGGAGUGCCGGCCUAUGGUAGGGACAGGGAGAGGGAGAGGGAGAGGGAGGGGUGAGAAACCAUCUCCAUGAUUACGGUGGAUGGUUUCAGGCCCUCUGCGUAACCGAGAGAGGCGGAUGCCGUCAAGUGAGACAGAAGGCCCCGGCCCUGCCGCAUAUGUGACCGACAGCCAGCAGGUACCCACCCACCUACCCUACCUGUAUGUGUCUAUCUGUGUGCGCACAGACAGACAGACAGACAAACAUACAAACAUACACACACUGCCUCAUUGUGUUGUGUGCGCCGGGUGUGGUGUGGUGUGCUGUGGUGUGGUCUGUGUCCCUCCCUCCCUCCCUCCCCCCCUCUCUCAGACCAAACGCAUGACAGAGCCGCAGGCGCUGUUCCAGCCCUCAUUUGUGAGCAGCAGCCACUCCACUGAGUGUGGGUGUUGUUGAUGUGUUGAUGUCACUAGCUAGCAUCUAGGGAUGUCUGUGGGUGUGGGUGUGGGUGUGUGCUGCAGAGGUUCGCCCGUUCCAGCCGGCUGGACUCGACUGCCGCCCGCCUGGCGGCUGGGCAGGGCUCCGGCCCGCACGCAGGACCAGGUCAGAUAUAUGAUGUGGUCAAGUGAAUGAAAUGAGAGCGACCAUUACACACACACACACGUAUACCAAGUCAACACGUCCAUGCAUCCAUCCAUCCAUCAGGUGCACAGCAAAUCCAAUGUGUGUGUGUGUGCGGCUGUGGUGCCAGGUAGCUACAGUGUGCCGUCUACGUUCCGAAGCUCCGACUUCACUCCGAGUGUCCGGGUGCCCAGAGGCAGGACACGGGCACAGGCCGGUGAGGGGGAGGGAGGGAGAGAGAAAGAGAGAGAGCGUCAGGGAGGCCGUGGGAAGGGGAGAGGGUUAGCAGCGACACAGACAGACAGACAGACUGACAGACAGAAAGGCCUCAGGCACUACGGGAAAACAUUUGACGAAAACUGACUGACUGACGGACAGCAGCAAGUCUAAUGAAGGCGUUGCUGCGUGUCUGUGUGUGUGUGUACGUCUGUGUGUGUGUCCGUUAGGUUGGUCUCUCUACUCGCGCCGGCCACUGCCCCCUCUCCACCACCACCACCACCCGGACGCCUCAUCCCUCCCCGGCCCGUGCACAGCCCGACAGUACACCACUUUUUGAUCCACACCGACACAUACAAAGACAGACAGACAGACAGAGCCAGGUUAUCGACGUGUGGUGUGUGUGGGGUGGGGUGGCGAGUUAUCUAGCUAGAUGAACAGACGGACAGACAGGCGAGUGUGUUGGCUACGAGAAGAGAGUAGAAGCCACAGACAGACACGAGUGUUGUGUGUGUCCAUGUGUGUGAA